AUAUGCAUAUUACUAAUGUAUACAUGUGCUUAUUGUGUCUGGGCAGCAAGCACCUUAAUUGAACAACAACAACAAGACGCACACACACACACACACCCGCACACGCAUACAUAUUACCCCCCCUCUCUCUCUCUCUUUACUUAGAUUGUAAAUUGUCGCAUGUUUUUAUUUGGUGGCUUCUUUCGUUUCUUUUAUCAAUUUGUUUACUAUUUGCAAAAGCUGCCCAGCACGUGUAUGCCAUCAAAGAGCACUUUUGGCCUCUCUUUCUUCACUCUCUUAAGCAGCACCGGCAAGAGCGCAAAGCUUUUGUGCAUAAAGCUCCAGCCAAGCACGCUACGCACCGUCGAAUGAGGCAUAUGUGCACGCUAAUGCAACAGAUAUGUACAAAUGGCUGGAUGGCACUUUUCCAGGCACAUUGAAGACAACGAUUUUAAAAAAAUUGCUGCUGGAUCAGUUUAUAUUGACACCAUAUUGCUUGACAUUAUUUUAUACAGGCAUGGCUCUUAUGGAGGGCUCUGAGGAUACAUUUGAGGAGCUGCGCGCAAAAUUCCUGCCAACUUUUAUACGAUCGUGUGCCUUCUGGCUGCCCGCACAGGCUCUGAAUUUUAUGUUUAUAGCGCCAAGAUUUCGCAUUAUCUAUAUGGGAGUAUGUGGCAUGAUUUGGGUGAACAUUUUGUGUUGGAUAAAGCGACAGAGUCUUACCACAGAGACAGCAACAACGACGACGACAACAACAACAGUAGGCAAGUGCAAUGUCAAGGCGUGAUUGGAUUAGCUGGUAGCUUAACACAUACAUAUACAUAUAUAGGUACAUUUUUAUAUAUAUAUAUCCAUGUAUAUUUGAUAAAGUGCAAAGUAGCUUUGCCAAAUAAAUACAUUCCAAAUGCUAGAUA
This is a messenger RNA of Drosophila montana, 893 nucleotides long. RefSeq names its product mpv17-like protein. Bases 380 to 766 code for a protein of 128 amino acids. The record is from RefSeq and is a predicted model, not a curated record. Gene Ontology annotation, biological process: cellular response to reactive oxygen species. Gene Ontology annotation, cellular component: cytoplasm; mitochondrion; membrane. NCBI's taxonomy places the organism in Eukaryota, Metazoa, Arthropoda, Insecta, Diptera, Drosophilidae. The transcript is spliced from 3 exons.